AACAACACAACACUACAUUGAAAAUAAUCUUAACCAAAUCGAAUCAAUAAAUAAAUAACAAAUAAAUAAUAACAAUGUCCGAAACUAAGCAAUAACCAAGGACAAACAACACUAAUAACACAACCAACAACAGCCAGCUACUUGUGAUAAUAAUUAAAAUAGAAAUUUAUCUAAUGAAAAAUAUCGACUAGCAUUUAUAGAGGAGCUAGAACGUUAAACUGCCGUUAAUUAAGAUUAUAAAUAUUAUUAUAAAAAGUGUGUGAGUGUUAAACGAUUGAAUAAGACAAGAGAGUGUUAACUAAUAAUAAGAUAAAUCUUAUUAAGUAAGAAUUAUUAAUAAAGAUCGUAUUCUUUCGAGUGCUGUGAUAUUAAUCGAUAUUUAAAUUCGAGUUGUGACAUUGGACGAAGUUUUAUAUUGAAUUGAAGAAAAUGUUGAACAGCUUAGCAGCUUAUUUGCUUGGAGGAGCAGCACAGCCAGUCAAUGAACCUGAGAACCAAAACCCGCCUAUGAGAAUCACUUCUGUUGAAGUUGAUGACUGGUUGCUCGUGGAUAAAGAGCUUCCAUCUGAUUCUGAGGAAUCUGUCGACUCUCCUGCAGCAAGAUUGACUGACAGUGAAGGUGAGCAGCGUUCUUCACCACCUCCUGUGCUUCCAACGCACAAGCAACAUGGGUCCAGGAAUUUUAGACAGGUUGAUAAAUCUCGAAGUGCUUCAUGUUCCCCUGCGAGGACUAUGGAAGAAUCAUGGUUUGUUACCCCACCACCAUGCUUUACUUCACAAGGUCCCGGAGAGCUUGCAACUGGACCCCUUGAAAACUUGCUUAUCGAGCACCCAAGUAUGUCUGUCUACCAACGCGGUCGCUACACGACCCUCGAAGCCCUCGAGUUGACCGACGAGAACACCCGCGACGACUCCCCAGCCCCCACGGAGGCCCCAACGGACCCCACGAACACAUCGAACGACUCUGGUUCAGCUCGGGGCUUACGUGGUGCCCGAGGCUCACCCACUGCACAAAUGCAGAGAGAGGAGAAAGAGAAGAAUUCAAAGAAGAGCAAUAAAGGUAGACAGCCUUUGAAAAGGGGAGCUCUCGAGAGGAGCAAUAAAGCUCGGGAGGUUAACACCAGAAAUGCCAGAAGACGUAGGGCUGAUCAUGCUCAAGCUCAGAGGCACUCCAGGGCUAACAAUAAUCUAUGUCUGUCUACCAACGCGGUCGCUACACGACCCUCGAAGCCCUCGAGUUGACCGACGAGAACACCCGCGACGACUCCCCAGCCC
Molecule: messenger RNA, 1275 nt
Organism: Ctenocephalides felis (cat flea)
Lineage: Eukaryota; Metazoa; Arthropoda; Insecta; Siphonaptera; Pulicidae
Gene: TP53INP
Product: tumor protein p53-inducible nuclear protein 2
Exons: 6
Coding region: 430-1242 (270 amino acids)
Biological process (GO): positive regulation of DNA-templated transcription; autophagosome assembly
Cellular component (GO): nucleus; autophagosome
Source: RefSeq, a predicted model, not a curated record